Messenger RNA from Copidosoma floridanum, 6311 nucleotides. RefSeq names its product patj homolog. Lineage: Eukaryota; Metazoa; Arthropoda; Insecta; Hymenoptera; Encyrtidae. Gene Ontology annotation, molecular function: protein binding. The record is from RefSeq and is a predicted model, not a curated record.
UAGAUCGUAAGAGAGUAGAGGGUGGAGAGUGUGUAUAGUGUACCUGUGUUCCUACAAGCCACCUGCAGGGGCUGCACUCUGCAGGUGCAUCUGGUGCAUGCAUACUUCCGUAUAAUCCGUAUUCCUACUACUAGUACUACUCUGCUGCUGAUGUACAUGUAUAUACUAAAUUACAAUACAGUGUACAGCUUUGGAAGGCUGUAGCCUGAACGACGUUCAGUGAACAGUGAACGUUGGGUUGAAGGCUGGAAGUGCUAGAACUUUGAAAUCGACCAUUGCAGCUUAAUAAUUGGUGAUUAGUCGUCGAAAGUGUAACUCCAGGAUACAUAAAGAUCGUCCUUCUACGGGGGAAGCUAACGGCAUACACAAAGAGAGUUUACCAACAUUGGUGUGACCAUUAGGAAGUGCAGCGGUUGGUUUGGGUGUGCGUCGUCCAGUGCUCCAAAAAGGUGAAAAACGAAGUGCAAGGAGAAAAAAAACUCCAAAGAGAAGACGCUGCAACUCCGAAUGUGGCUGCCCUCACGAUUGAUUUCGAGAUCACCUGGGAAGAGUUAUUUCUAAGGGAUUAGUGUGAAGCAGUCAAAAUGACGUUGAACACAGAUAUCUCAACAGCUCUGCACUUGCUGGAGCAUGUGCAUGAGCGAGUGGAGGACUGCGAUGACCCAAAGUUGCAGCUACACACAAGCCAGGAUUUGCAGUCAUUGAUCUCCCUGCUCGAAGAUCCUGUAUUCCGUAGUAUUGUUACAAUACAAGAUUCCCUGGCAGAGCUGAACAAUCAGCUUGCCCAACAUCCAUCUAUUUUACCUGGUGACUUUGAUAUCAGUCUUGGAGGACAACUAGAACUAUCUGUUCCCAAUACACCUGUUCAGCCUGUUGGACAAGGAAUUUAUACUAAUCCAUAUCAAGAGAGUGAUGUUGAUGAUCAAAGAGUUUCAAUGGCACAAAUGCUGCAUAGCAGUAGUGAAGAUACUAGUGCACAGGUUACAAGUCCUAGUUUAACUUCAGAAGUGAUUGGGAUGCCUCCAAUAAUGACUCCAACGUAUGCUAUAGAAUUCCAAAAAGUUAUAGAAACUGCAGCCAAAGGCCGACAAAUUUUUACGAUUCAACUUUUCAAAUCAGAAGGGACAAGUCUUGGAUUCAGUGUUGUUGGAUUGCAAAACGAAGAUCGUGGUGAAUUGGGAAUCUUUUUACAAGAAAUUCAACCAAAUGGAAUCGCAGGAAGUGACGGUCGAUUGGUCGAGGGUGACCAGAUACUGGCGAUCGAUGGACAGCCCCUGGACUCCAACAUCUCCCAUGACCAGGCGAUUGCCAUACUGCAGAAGGCGAGGGGCCUAGUCGAGCUGAUCGUUGCAAGAAGCCCCCAAGACAUUGGGAGCUCUCUGGCGACGGAUGAGUUGUCCAAGGCGGCGGGUGCAAGCGCAGCGGCAGUCGGGGCCUGCGGAGCUGCAGGAACAGUCCCACAACUAUCAACAGCAGCAGCAGUAUCGUCUGUGCUCGCCCGUGGAAGUAGCAGCAGCCCUGACAGGGAAGCCAAGGUUGGCGUGGUGCAGUCGCAGCCGGCGACAGCAGCAGUGGUUGCCGCAACUGGACACACGACAUGGUCGUCAUCGGCGGCCGCUGUGGUGCAACCAUCGUCAGAGCCGGCGGUCCAGCAGCCGGCAGUCGGGGCUUCGGUGCCCGUUGAGAGGAGCAACUCUGCCGUCAGUGACGCUUCCAAGGGUGGUGACAUGGUGCUGAACACCGAAUGGGCGCAAGUGGAAGUAAUCAACCUGAUUAACGAUGGCAGCGGCCUUGGCUUCGGUAUCAUCGGCGGACGAAGUACCGGCGUCGUCGUCAAGACCAUUCUUCCCGGCGGAGUGGCCGAUCGCGACAAUCGGCUGCAGAGCGGCGAUCACAUCCUGCAGAUCGGCGAUGUCAACCUACGCGGCAUGGGUAGCGAACAGGUCGCCGCGGUGCUGCGCCAGUCGGGCACCCACGUGCGCCUCGUCGUUGCUCGGCCCGUCGAGCCAACCUCCCCGGACUACCAGAGCACCGUACUCGGGGACAAAAUCGGAGCACUGGGCAGCCAAGCUCCGAUCGUUCCGACCAAGGUCCUCGGCGACCCGGAGGAACUGGACCGGUACCUCCUGCGCAGCGGAGUCGAGCCUCACGGGGCCGUCGGUAGGAGGCCCCCCGACACCAGCUUCGACAACGGCAGCAUCUACGGGCCCGAGUCCGAGCUCGACUUGCAGAGCCGCUCGAGCCUCAUCAUGGACGUGGGGCGCAGUUCACUGCCGGUAGUAGUGACUAGCGCGGUGCCGAUCGGCGAGCUCGCUUACGAGCAGAUCGACGUCAAGGACCUGCCCGAGAUGGAAAAGUUUACCGUCGAGCUCAAGAAGGACAGCUGCGGGUUGGGCAUCACCAUCGCCGGAUACGUUUGCGAGAAGGAGGAGCUGUCGGGCAUAUUCGUCAAGAGCAUAAGCGAGGGAAGCGCGGCCGACCUUAGCGGCAAGAUCCAGAUAAACGACCGGAUCGUCGAGGUGAACCGGCACUCGCUCCAGGGCUACUCGAACCACGAGGCGGUCGAGGUGCUCCGCAGCACCGGCCAAACGGUCGUGCUUUGUCUCGAGAGGUACCUCCGUGGACCCAAGUACGAGCAGCUACAGCAGGCCAUCGCUGCGAGCGAGCUCAGAUUACCCCAGCCCGGCUCGCCCUCCAUUGCCAGUCUGCCCACUUUUCCCAUCAGCGCUGACGGCGACACGACCCUGGAAAUCGAGCCGGAAGGCGAGUCCCACACAACGGUCGACAGCGGGGUCCUGCAGGAGAUGGAUCGGGACGUUGGGCUGAUGGACGAGCUGCCCUUGAACGUCGAGGCCUUGCUCAGCGAUCCCUCGACCGAGUUGACGCCCAAGAUCGAGCUCGCCAUCAAGGCCAAGUGGCAGAAGAUCGUCGGCCCUGACAUCGAGAUAGUGGUGGCGCAGCUGAAAAAGUUUGCGGAAGGCAGCGGACUCGGGAUCAGCUUGGAGGGUACGGUCGACGUCGAGAACGGGCAGGAGGUGCGGCCGCAUCAUUACAUCCGAUCGAUCUUGCCGCAAGGACCGGUUGGACAGAAUGGCAUACUCAGAUCCGGGGACGAGCUUUUGGAGGUUAACGGGUAUCGUUUGCUCGGCAUCAAUCACAUGGAGGUGGUGAGCGUGUUGAAAGAGCUGCCGAUUCACGUGCGGAUGGUCUGCGGGAGGAACAUCGCCUCGCAGGAUCCGCUCUGUCCGAUCGACACUGCCCAACAUCAAGCGGCCUUCCAGACGAGGAGCAUACUGGGUGGCUCGCUGCAAAAUUUGCUGCCGACUUCGGAUCGUUUGGUCAAGGCCAAGUCGGACGGGUCGUUGGCCUCGACUACGACGACCGCGACCGUGACAGAUGCGAGCUUGAAUAAAAUGAAAUCUCGCUCCCUCGAGCCGCUGACCGGGCUUGCGAUGUGGAGCUCCGAGCCACAAAUCAUCGAGUUGGUCAAAGGAGAGAGAGGCCUUGGGUUCUCCAUUUUGGAUUAUCAGGAUCCAAUGAACCCCAAUGAGACUGUGAUAGUAAUAAGAUCCCUAGUGCCGGGUGGCGUCGCCCAGGUCGAUGGUCAGCUCAUCCCGGGCGACAGACUGCUCUUUGUCAACGACAUUGCCCUCGAGAACGCGACCCUGGACCAGGCGGUGCAGGCCCUCAAGGGCGCGCCCAAAGGUGUCGUGCGCAUCGGCGUCGCCAAGCCCUUACCCAUCCCCGAUAGCAUAGCACAGCGCCUGUCGCAGAUGUGCAUAGUCAGGCGGAGUAAGAGCCUGCCGGACAGCGACGCUACCGAUCACGCGGCCGAUCUCAACGAUUUCCUGUCCUCCCGAUCAGACGCAAGUGGUCCCGAGCACGGCCAGCCAAAGGCAACUUGCGCCGCGGUCGAGCCACCGGCGGUGUCGACGGACAACGUGGUCCUCGACUUCAAGGAGGUCCUACCGAGGACGAGGAGAAAAGACGAGGCGCUCUCGCCUCUGAUCAAGCUCACGCCCUUCCCCGAGGAGCAGAGACGGGCCCUUGUGAGGAUCAGUCCUGAUGCCACGCCGGGGGACGCAGGGCCACUUGGAGCAGGUGCCCCGGUCGAGCCGUCCAAGCGGCGCAAGAGCGACGCCGAGCUGCUCCACAGGCAGGACGAGGCUCCAUCGGCGAGCUCCCGAAGGCGCAGCCUACGCCAACAGGAAAGCAUCGAUCGGGUGGCCCGUUACCUCGACCAGCAGCAACAGCGCCAACGCCAGCAGAGCAGGAGCAACAGCCGCGAGGAGCUCGAGCCCACGCCCUUGGACGAGAGCACCACCGAGGUGGAGGGUGAGGUUACAGUUCCGAGGAGCGCGCUCGACGUGCCGGAGGUCGAUGGUGGCUCCGGCACGCCACCCAAGAAGCGCAGCUCCCUGAGGAGGAGACGCGAGGACGCGGAAGAGUCCGCGGUUAGGGAUGCACAGGACAAGGCAUCGGCGCUGCCGUUGGAGACUGUGAAGAAGACGGUGCGCAUCAGCUCGGUCGAGGAGGAAUUCCGUAUCGAGAGCUUCGACUCGGUGGACAUGGACGAGCUGUCGCAGCAGCCGUGCGCUGAGAUGCAGGAGGUCCAGCUUGUGACGGCGAAAAUAAUCACUGCCGAGGAGCUCGUUGAGAACAUGGCCAGGCGGGAGAGGAGUCCUCCGAGGGAAAAACCCGAGGCUCCGAAGGAGGAGGCCACCUCAGCGGAGGUCCGGCUGCAGGUCCCGGCACCGUUGAAGCCCAGCGUCUCGGAGAACGCGCUGGGGGGCGCCAGGCCCGACGAGAACAAGAUAUCCGAGAAAAACCUCGCGCCCGAGAUCCUCAUGGACCUGUCGCGCGUCUCGGCCGCCGAGCCGGGGCCCCUUUUCCUCGAGGAGGAGCUCCCAAGGAAGCGGAAGCUCAACCGAGUCUGCAGCGACAGCGCCGUCAAGUUCCAGCUGGGCGGCCACUCGGACGAGGAGGCGGCUUCGUCGAGCCACUCGCAGGCCGAUUUGACGAGCGUGGGGCUCGAUCUGGUGGAGGAGGUGGUCGCCGAACCCCCUGGCGGUGCCAGCAGAGGACUGGACGGCGCGACGGACCAGCGAGUCACGGAAGGGACGAGGAUCACGAUCAAAAAGUCGAGGAGUACCGAGGACGUGAGCCACUGCAUAGAUCCCGGGGACCCCGAUCAGCCACCGCUCUCGUCCGACCUCCGGCACUGCCUGUCCGACAGCUCGCCCAUCUCGGAGGGCCACUCUCGCCAGCGCCGGCCGGCCUCUGCGCGGCGCGCCACCUACCGCGCGAGCCUCAAAGCCGUCGACCAGCGUCUCCACGACCGCAGCAUCCGCGACGCCCUAGUCCCCAAGGAGGAACCCCCGCCGAACGAUGACUCGCCAAGGGACGACGAAAUCGCCGCCGCGACGAGGGAGGCAGCCGGCCGGCCCUCAGACCACAAGGACACCACUGGCUUGAUCGCCUGCCAGCGCCAGGACAUCGAGAGCCCCGUGUCCCUCGAGGAGCUUCUCGAUACCACAGACCCGAGCAGUCCAGCCCCGGAGCCCGAGACCUUCUACUCGUCGACCCAGAGCCUCCUGAGCGCGUCGUACAAGUCGUACGGCAGCCCGAGACGCGAGGCCGAGACCCAGACCCAGGGCGAGCACAAGUCGACCCAGUACGAGCUCGAGGACUUGGCCGAGUUCUUCGAGGAGGAGUACCCGCGCGGGCGCCUCCAGUCGCUGGUGGAGGAGCGCUUCGGCAGCCCCCGCCGCGAGGCCGAGGUGCAAACCGAGCAGGAGUCCAAGGCCGUGCAGUGCGGCAGCCCGAGGAGGGAGGCCCAGGUGCAGACGGGCCAGGACACCCAGUGGACGCAGUGCGACUUUGACGAGUUCGAGCAGCCGGUGGAGACCCCCGAGUCGAGGAGCGUAGCCACCCAGAGGGUCGGGGAGUUCUCGUCGCUGGAGAGCGCAUCGCCGACGAGCUUGUCGCCCCAGCCCGAGGAGGGCGGAGCCUCGUCCGUGCUCGUGUUGGUCAAGGGCGGCGGUGGCCUGAGCCGCACCCUCGACAUGACGGUCACGCACCGGGACAAGGACGGCAACGUCGUCUGGGCGAAGCACUGGGGCCCGGAGAGGCUCGUCGAGGUGUACCGCGAGCCCAUGACCAGUCUCGGGCUCAGCAUCGUCGGUGGCAAGGUUGACUUGCAAGAGAGCAGCAGCUCGACGCAGAACGUGUCCGGCAUCUUUAUCAAAAAUGUCAUACCACACAGUCCAGCCGGCAAAUCCGGAGGCUUGCAGGAACAAGCAUUUUUCUAA